Molecule: messenger RNA, 823 nt
Organism: Apis laboriosa (Himalayan honeybee)
Lineage: Eukaryota; Metazoa; Arthropoda; Insecta; Hymenoptera; Apidae
Gene: Sld5
Product: DNA replication complex GINS protein SLD5
Exons: 1
Coding region: 126-782 (218 amino acids)
Biological process (GO): DNA-templated DNA replication; double-strand break repair via break-induced replication
Cellular component (GO): GINS complex
Source: RefSeq, a predicted model, not a curated record
UAUUAUUUUUUGAUUAACCGAUAUCGUAGCAUUAAGCUAUUGAAAACUGUUAAAAUACGAAUUCACAUAAUAAUAGUUUAUAUUUAUUAUUGUCGUCGUACUGUUUUUUGUAAAAGAUAUAAAAUAUGGAAGAUUCAGAAGCACAAUUGACAAUAGAGAAUAGUGAUCAAGAAGAAGAAGAAGAAUUAACAGCUCAGAGUGUUUUAUUAGCUAUAGAAGAAGCCUGGUUAAAUGAAAAAUUUGCUCCUGAAAUUUUACCACAUCGGUCUGAUUUAGUUGAUUGUAUGCUACAACAAAUUACACAUAUGGAAGAAAAUAUGAAGAGGUUAGAUAAAGGAGAUUUAAGAUUAAUGAUUCAUAGAAUGGAAUUAGAUAGGAUUAGAUUUUUGAUAUCUAGUUAUCUUAGAGCUCGAUUAGAGAAAAUUGAAAAAUAUACUAUUCAUAUACUUUCUGAAGAAGCAAAUAGAUCUUCUGAAGAAUGUUAUUUAACGGUUGCAGAACUUCAAUUUGCAAAAGAAUUUCUUGCAAAUAUGGAAACACUUUUUAGAACAAUUGCUCUGCAACAUAUGCCUGGAAAUUUUCAGACAUUUGAAGUUAAUAAAUUAACUAUAAAACCUAACAUGAAAGCAUAUGUAUUUUUAAGGGCUAAUAAUAGGAUUAAUGGAAUUAUACUUCCUGGUUCAAUGGAUGAAGAGAUAGAUUUUGAAUCAGGUUCUCAACAUAUUAUACAAUAUAAUGCUGUAUCAGAUUUAGUUAAAAAUGGUUCUGUUCAAUUAAUUUAAUAAUGAAAUUUUAUUAUUAAAAUGUAAAAAAAAAUUAUGUA